Plenodomus lingam JN3 is the source of this 888-nucleotide messenger RNA. NCBI's taxonomy places the organism in Eukaryota, Fungi, Ascomycota, Dothideomycetes, Pleosporales, Leptosphaeriaceae. The record is from RefSeq and is a predicted model, not a curated record.
AUGGCUUGGGUUUUUUUUUCCCCAACCUCUUCACAUGCGGCAACGAUUUGUGGAUUCGAGGAUGGUGAUCCUCGGAGCUCUUGGGUACCAUAUCCGGGCUAUGAAUGCCGCUUCGACACUGUACAUGGUUUAUGGGGAGCGUGUUCAACUACCGUGGUCUCAGUGGAGGAGUGCGGUUUCGCUGGUGUGUGCGUGGAUAGGUAUUCUUGCAGUGGGGGGUGUGGCCGGCUAUCGGGUUACCCGGGUAUUACUACUUUUCUAUGUGCACCUUUGUGGUUUUGUUCGACGGCGGUGUUGAUUCAUGGGUCUGAUGAGUCGUUUGAUAAUAUUGAGUGUGGAUCAGAAGCUCGAACGGAUACUCUCUUUCAAUUUCCAAAGUCCACAGAGGCAACAACGACAAAAUCAACAAUCUCAUCCACUUCCACCUCUAUACCCAGCAUCUCUCUGGGAAGCUCGACCUCGCCACCAACAGGCACAGGCUUAAAACCAUCUCCCAUCCCUACAUCGAGCUUCACCCCAUCCACGACCCCCUCCUCCACAUCCUCACCACCCAACCCAGAGCCCCUGAACAUCGGAGCUAUAGUAGGAGGAGCCAUUAGCGGCCUGACCGUAAUCUGCCUCACCAUUCUCGGAAUCGUCCUCAUACGACGCAAGCACGGAGCCAAGCGACAAGCAACGUCGGCCCCAGACCACGUUCCCCACGGCGAAAACGCAUUCUCAGACGACGCGGCGCUGGAUACGUACAACUCGAGAGAUGCGCAGAAGAGUUAUCUCUGGGAUGCCAGCCAUGGGCCGGUGGAGUUGCAGGGCGGACGUGAUCUCCAUGUGGAAGCUGUGGAGUUGCCGGGGCAGGGAGAGCAUAUGGAUAUGUCAAAGGGGAGUACAUGA